UCUGCAAAGAACCAGCCCUCAAAUCAAAAAACAAACCUUUAAAAUGGCAUUCAAGUUCGUCUUCGCCCUCGCCUUCGUCGCCGUGGCCAGCGCCGGUUACGCCCCUAUUGCCGCUCCCCAGGUGUACCAUGCCGCCCCCGCGGUUGCCACUUACGCUCAUGCCCCCGUGGCCGUUGCCCAGAAGGUCGUGGUCAAGGCCGCCGAGGAGUACGACCCCCACCCCCAGUACCGCUUCUCCUACGGAGUCGAUGACAAGCUGACCGGCGACAACAAGGGCCAGGUGGAGGAGCGCGAUGGCGACGUGGUCCGUGGAGAGUACUCCCUGAUCGACGCCGAUGGCUACAAGAGGACCGUCCAGUACACCGCCGACCCCAUCAACGGAUUCAACGCCGUGGUGAACCGUGAGCCCCUGGUCAAGGCCGUCGCCGUUGCCCCGGUCGUCAAGACUGUUGCCGCUCCCGUCGCCCACUAUGCCGCCCCCGCUGCCUACGCCUCCUACGCCGCCCCCUCUGUGGCCCACUACGCCGCCCCUGCCGUUGUGAGCACUGUGGCCCCAGUUGCCCACUACGCCGCCCCUGCUGUGGUCAAGACCGUGGCUCCAGUGGCGCACUAUGACGCCCCCGCUACCUACACCUCCUACGCCGCCCCCGCUGUUGCCUACCAUCACUAAGAACUGCCAUUCCACAUUCUACAUCCCUUUAUUGUUAUAGUUUU
This is a messenger RNA of Drosophila subpulchrella, 714 nucleotides long. It is a transcript of the gene Ccp84Aa, whose product is annotated as larval cuticle protein A2B. The coding region runs from base 44 to 670 and encodes 208 amino acids. The transcript has 2 exons. Lineage: Eukaryota; Metazoa; Arthropoda; Insecta; Diptera; Drosophilidae. The record is from RefSeq and is a predicted model, not a curated record. Gene Ontology annotation, cellular component: extracellular matrix.